GUAAUGGGGUCGAAGGAAGUGUAGUGACGCUCAUUUUGAGGUCGAUGUGACUAUCGACGCCAUUUUUGUUAAGUUUACAGAAUAAAAAUCACGAAGAUCACCAUGGGAGGAGAUCACAUAUUUGGCAAGCUUGCCAAGUACAGGAAUAUCAUCACAUAUUCCUUGUCACCCUACGAGCAAAAUCCUUUUGCUGGAUACUUCCGCAAAGGCAUCCCCAACAUGUGGAGAAGGUUUAAGGGUCAGGUGUUCCGAGUUACACCACCUUUAAUUUUCGCCUACCUGGUUUAUAGCUAUGGCAAGAACGAGAAUGCGAGACAAAAGAGAAAGGAUCCAUCAGUGUUUGCCAAUGAUGAAUAAAGGUCCCCAAGCCACCUCCAAAGAUCUGUGCAACAGCAAGAACUAGAACUCUAAUCCAUUUGGAUUGAAACUGGAACUGGAACCCAGCGUUCAUGAAAACAAAUUAUGCUUUGUUUUGUCACAGUACACAGUUUCUUUGUGUGAAUUACUUUAUCAGCAAAAUAAAUCUUCAGCAAAAAUGUUUAAUAAUGAGUUUACCUACAUUCAGUAACCAAACACAGUGGCUUACUCAAUAGACCAUUAUCAUGGUGCGGCUAUUUUAGUUUCCCCCACUUAAUUCAAUGUAACCACACCGAGGCUGUAAGGACAAAUAGUCAGGUUCCUUUUUGUGCAAUGACUAUUGACAUCCAUUACUGGUAUUGGAUACAGGGAACCAAACCAAGAUGGUGGUAGCAUGGUACUGGUCUGUGAUAUGAGUCAGAUUGUCACAGUUGUACAGUGAGAUGUUCUAUGAGACUAACGGUCUUAAUUAAUAGUAUUUAAUUUCUUUUCCGUUUAAGUGGAAAUGAUGCAUCCAUUGCAUUGAUUUGUGUUUUAAUUAGAUAAGUUUAUAGAUUGAUUUAAAUACAAAGUUCAAAGGCUAUUUGAAAAAAACAAUCCACAUUAACCAAAACAAAACUGUUCUAUGAAACUCUCUGUUCAUCAAAUAGCAUAGUACACAUCGUAUCUUAAGAUAUUUGUAGUUUGAUGAAGAGUUGUUUGACGAUAGUUCUGAUGUGAAAAGUUAAAAACAAGAAACAAUACUCUGGAAUCAACUUCCACAUGUAGACAAUUCAGUGAAGAAUCACUACAAACAUCAGUGUGUGAUUUCAAGAAAUAUUAAACCUUUUAGAAUUUGAGUUUUCACUGAUGAGGUUUGUGACACUUACAGAACUCGUUAGACAUACACCUGUACAGCCAAAAUAUCCUUCCAACUUGUUUUCAAUUAUAAAAGCUUUUUUUCAGUUUGUAUAAUUUAAGAGUGAAAUAAAGUGUUUGGUUUGUUCACAAGAAAAA
Molecule: messenger RNA, 1353 nt
Organism: Asterias rubens (European starfish)
Lineage: Eukaryota; Metazoa; Echinodermata; Asteroidea; Forcipulatida; Asteriidae
Product: cytochrome b-c1 complex subunit 8-like
Exons: 3
Coding region: 103-357 (84 amino acids)
Biological process (GO): mitochondrial electron transport, ubiquinol to cytochrome c
Source: RefSeq, a predicted model, not a curated record